AUGGAAAUCAAGCCAGUUGAGGUUAUUGAUGGCGUUCCGGUUUUUAAGCCGUCUAUGAUGGAGUUUGCAAAUUUCCAAUAUUUCAUUGAUGAAAUUACUAAAUUCGGAAUAGAAAAUGGUAUUGUCAAAGUCAUUCCUCCCAAAGAAUGGCUGGAGCUUUUAGAAGGCUCACCUCCUGCGGAAAGUUUAAAGACUAUACAACUAGACUCCCCGAUUCAACAACAAGCCAAGCGAUGGGACAAACAUGAAAACGGUGUAUUUAGCAUCGAAAACGAGUAUGACAAUAAGUCGUACAAUUUAACACAGUGGAAGAACUUGGCCGAAAGUCUAGACUCUCGAAUAAGUCAAGGUGAUUUUAAUGAUAAAACUUUAAAGGAAAAUUGCCGCGUAGAUAGUCAGCAGGAUUGUUAUGAUUUGGCACAGUUACAAAUUUUAGAAAGUGAUUUUUGGAAAACCAUCGCUUUUUCGAAACCUUUUUAUGCAGUGGACGAAAACUCUUCAAUUUUCCCCUAUGAUUUAACUUUAUGGAAUUUGAAUAAUUUGCCAGAUUCUAUAAACUCAAGUAACAGACGGUUACUUACUGGUCAGUCUAAAUGCAUUUUUCCAUGGCAUUUGGACGAACAGAAUAAAUGCUCUAUAAACUACUUGCAUUUCGGUGCUCCCAAACAAUGGUAUUCCAUACCGUCCGCAAACACAGACCAAUUUUUGAAAAUUUUAUCAAAGGAACCAUCAAGUAAUAAGGAAAAUUGUCCAGCUUUUAUUAGACAUCAAAACAUCAUAACUUCUCCCGAUUUCUUGCGAAAAAAUAAUAUAAAAUUUAAUAGAGUGGUGCAGUUCCAACAUGAAUUCAUCAUUACUUUCCCUUAUUGCAUGUACUCCGGAUUCAAUUAUGGUUACAAUUUUGGCGAAUCUAUUGAGUUCAUAUUAGAUCAGCAAGCUGUCGUUAGAAAGCAACCUUUAAAAUGCGGCUGUGGAAACAAGAAGGAAGAGCGAAAAUCUGGUCCGUUUUCAAAUUUAUCUUAUGAUUCUAAUGAGUCGGAGCAACGAGGCUCCAUUACUGAUAAUGAUAACGAUUUAUUUCAAAAAGUUCGAAGUUUUGAUGAAUUACUAAACCAUUCCUCUCAAGAGUUACAAAAUUUAGAAGACAAUAAGAACCCCUUGUUCUCCAAUAUUAAUAUGAACAGACCGCAAAGUAGUUCUCUUCGGUCUACUACCCCUAAUGGUGUAAACCAGUUCCUGAACAUGAAUCAAACUACCAUAAGCAGAAUUUCUUCCCCGUUGUUAUCAAGGAUGAUGGACUUAUCAAAUAUUGUGGAACCCACUUUGGAUGAUCCGGGUUCCAAGUUCAAAAGGAAAGUUUUAACUCCGCAAUUACCGCAGAUGAAUAUUCCGUCUAAUUCUAGUAAUUUUGGCACCCCUUCUCUAACUAAUACAAACUCCUUACUAUCUAAUAUAACGGCUACAUCAACCAACCCAUCGACAACUACAAAUGGCAGCCAAAACCACAAUAAUGUUAACGCCAAUGGCAUUAACACCUCUGCAGCCGCAUCUAUCAAUAAUAACAUUAGCAGUACCAAUAAUAGCGCUAAUAAUAGUAGUAGUAAUAAUAACGUUUCCACUGUGCCUUCUUCAAUGAUGCAUUCGUCCACUUUAAAUGGGACUUCAGGUCUAGGCGGCGAUAACGAUGACAAUAUGUUAGCUUUAAGUUUAGCGACACUGGCUAACAGCGCUACUGCGUCACCAAGAUUGACGUUACCGCCGCUGUCGUCACCAAUGAAUCCGAACGGCCACACCUCAUAUAAUGGCAAUAUGAUGAACAACAACAGUGGUAAUGGUAGCAACGGUAGCAACAGCUAUUCUAACGGUGUGACUACGGCUGCUGCCACAACUACAUCAGCGCCUCACAAUCUAUCCAUAGUGUCCCCUAAUCCAACAUACAGUCCGAAUCCCCUAUCUCUUUAUUUGACCAACUCCAAAAAUCCAUUAAAUUCAGGUCUUGCACCCUUAUCACCUUCAACAUCUAACAUCCCAUUUCUCAAGAGGAAUAAUGUGGUUACAUUAAAUAUUUCAAGAGAAGCUUCAAAGAGCCCUAUAUCUUCUUUUGUAAAUGACUAUAGAUCUCCGUUGGGUGUAAGCAAUCCACUCAUGUAUUCUUCCACAAUCAACGAUUAUUCAAACGGUACUGGAAUUCGCCAAAAUAGUAAUAAUAUUAAUCCCUUAGAUGCAGGUCCAUCUUUUUCUCCUCUCCACAAAAAACCCAAAAUACUCAACGGUAAUGAUAAUAGCAAUCUGGACAGUAAUAAUUUUGAUUACAGUUUCACGGGUAACAAGCAAGAAUCUAAUCCAUCAAUCUUGAACAAUAAUACUAAUAAUAAUGAUAACUAUCGUACAUCUUCAAUGAACAAUAACGGCAACAAUUAUCAAGCGCAUUCUUCUAAGUUCGGUGAAAAUGAGGUCAUUAUGUCAGAUCAUGGUAAGAUUUACAUUUGUCGGGAAUGUAAUAGACAGUUUUCCUCUGGUCACCAUCUAACAAGACAUAAAAAGUCAGUUCAUUCCGGUGAGAAACCCCAUUCUUGCCCAAGAUGCGGUAAAAGAUUCAAGAGAAGAGACCAUGUUCUGCAACAUUUAAAUAAAAAAAUUCCAUGCACUCAAGAAAUGGAAAAUACUAAAUUAGCUGAAUCAUAG
Messenger RNA from Saccharomyces cerevisiae S288C, 2685 nucleotides. RefSeq names its product histone demethylase GIS1 (gene GIS1). NCBI's taxonomy places the organism in Eukaryota, Fungi, Ascomycota, Saccharomycetes, Saccharomycetales, Saccharomycetaceae. Gene Ontology annotation, molecular function: histone H3K36 demethylase activity; DNA-binding transcription repressor activity, RNA polymerase II-specific; sequence-specific DNA binding. Gene Ontology annotation, biological process: positive regulation of transcription by RNA polymerase II. The transcript has a single exon. Gene Ontology annotation, cellular component: nucleus. The record is from RefSeq and is marked reviewed. Bases 1 to 2685 code for a protein of 894 amino acids.